Messenger RNA from Exophiala viscosa, 606 nucleotides. RefSeq lists its product as uncharacterized. Gene Ontology annotation, molecular function: DNA-binding transcription factor activity. Lineage: Eukaryota; Fungi; Ascomycota; Eurotiomycetes; Chaetothyriales; Herpotrichiellaceae. Bases 1 to 606 code for a protein of 201 amino acids. The transcript is spliced from 3 exons. Gene Ontology annotation, biological process: regulation of DNA-templated transcription. The record is from RefSeq and is a predicted model, not a curated record.
AUGGACGAUCUCACAUACUCUUCUUCAGUCCACAGCUUCCAUGCACAGACAUCACCAUCCGAAGUGGACAACCCUUAUGACCAUGGGCAUCUCUGGCAGUCAUUAGACUACUACGGGAUAGGCACCGAAAUCCCGCCAGCUUUCAUCCAGCCUGGGUUCCCAUCUUCGACGUUUCCGGGCUUGGUCCAUGUGCAGAAUCCGACUCAUUUCGCCACGCCUUCUCAAUCACCCAUCCAGAUCGGUCGCACUGACAGCAUAAACUCCUCGGUACUGGAGUUACACGCAUCAUCACGCUCAGAAUCACAAGAUCAAAGUGUCUCGAGGCGGCACUCGAAAGACCAAGAGUCCGAGCCAGCAUGUGCUGGCCAGCAUCACCAGUCCAAAUCUUGCGAGCUCUGCCAGAGCGACAAGAGAGAGAAACGGAAAGAGCAAAACCGCAAAGCCCAAAGAAAGCAUCGACUGCGAAGCGAAGCGAGACUGGAGCAGCUGCAGACCAAAUUGCAAGAGCAGACCGAGGAGAUCGCAAGCCUCAAGGAGGUCAAUGAAUCCCUGCUUAAACGUAUUGAGCAUCUCAACGGUGUUGGUGGUCAUGGAGAGCCAUGCUAA